AUGAUUUGGGGUGCCCAAGGUGGUUCCUUCAACUCUGUAGCUGGCCAUGGUGCAUACUCAGAAGCAAUUCUGAAACUUGAUACACAAACUACGCUUUAUGCUUAUGUUGGUGCCAAAGGAAAGUGUGGAAACGAAAAUUUUACCACUGAACAAUAUGAAGGUGGCAAAAAUAAAGCCUGCAAGAAUAGACAGUCCUGCACAGGAGGAUCUGCUAUAUUUAUUUCGAGUGAUCCAUAUGGAAAACAAAUUCUCUUGAUAUCCGGUGCAGGAGGUGGCUCAGGCUACUAUACGAGUGAGUUCUUUGGCGGAGUUGGAGGCCCAUACGCAGGUGAUGCGCUGGGCGAUUCCUUACAUGUAGAUCCAGAAGAUGCUAAAAAAGUUCGAGGCAAAGGAGCAACAUCAUCGCGUCCAGGAGAUGGUGGAGUUUACGUAGGUACAGUCGGCUAUCUUGCAGUAAAUGCAUCCAUGGGAAAAUAUCUAAAAGGUGGUAAUGUUGCUUGCAGUGCAGAUGCAGCGGCUGGUGGAGGGGGAAGUGGUUAUUUCGGCGGUGGUGGUGGCGCAGAUUUAGCAGGUGGUGGUGGUGGAAGUAGUUAUGCAUCACCCGAUCUGUAUAAUGUUGUUUUGCUUGGUGGUGACAAAACUUUCAAAUCACCACAAAAUAAGAUCGUCACCGGUCACUCCGGAAAUGGAUACAUUCGAAUCCAACCAUCAGAUCCAUUCACCCUCGAAAGAAAUGGAGUUGUUUGCAAACCUUCCAAUAUAGUCAACAACAACUUCAUCAUCUAUGCUUUUCAAUAUUUUGUUUUUACCAUGAAUUGUCUUACUUUAUUUGUUUAA
Messenger RNA from Trichomonas vaginalis G3, 837 nucleotides. RefSeq names its product glycine-rich protein family. The transcript has a single exon. The record is from RefSeq and is a predicted model, not a curated record. Bases 1 to 837 code for a protein of 278 amino acids. NCBI's taxonomy places the organism in Eukaryota, Parabasalia, Trichomonadida, Trichomonadidae.